This is a messenger RNA of Agrilus planipennis (emerald ash borer), 3917 nucleotides long. Its product is annotated as probable sodium/potassium/calcium exchanger CG1090. The record is from RefSeq and is a predicted model, not a curated record. The transcript has 11 exons. Gene Ontology annotation, molecular function: calcium, potassium:sodium antiporter activity; calcium channel activity. The coding region runs from base 371 to 2083 and encodes 570 amino acids. Gene Ontology annotation, cellular component: membrane. NCBI's taxonomy places the organism in Eukaryota, Metazoa, Arthropoda, Insecta, Coleoptera, Buprestidae. Gene Ontology annotation, biological process: calcium ion transmembrane transport; intracellular calcium ion homeostasis.
UCCUGCGUCAAUAAAACAAGAACGAAACGACCGUCUCUUUCUCUUAUAAGCUCGGGUCACCCUAUCAAAUGUAGCGUUUCAUUCAUUCGCCAGGACGAGAUACAGUACGCCAGAGAGAGAAAAUAUAGACGCUUGCCGCCGUCCCGACGCGCCGUGUACAUACUUACACAGAAGUGCUGCCGCUCCAUACCGUGACGACGCUCAACGAGCGACGCCGCCGUCGUUGUUUCGUCGUCGUUAAAAGUCCGUUCUGCCGGAGGAAGCUGUAUCAAGCUACGUCACAGGCAGUUUAACUAAGGUACUAGCCAGUACCAUUCAAACUCACAGUGUGUAAAUCGUAAAACAACCAAUCAACUCCAACUCUUUGGUCAUGCAACGAACAAAACAGCACCGAAUAAUCCGUUUAUCCGUGUUUUUUCUUAUCUAUUCCAUUCUAAGCGUUCGCUCCUUACAAAACAGUGCCAAAGCGAGUUCCAAUUACACCAAACCCGUUGAGAAAAUAAAUGAUAAAGAAGCAGCUUUAAGAACUCUCAAUAUCACAACACCGUCACCGUCAACAUCUCCAACGUUGCGUCAUCCUCAUCCCACCUGGAGAGCCAAAAGGAACUGUUCACCCCCAGCUAUAGAACAGUUUCCACAACCGUUAAUUGGUCCAGUAGCACGAAGACAUGGGGGGAUCAUUAUCCACAUUAUUGUUGCGGUUUAUACAUUUUUCGGGCUCUCAAUUGUUUGUGACGAGUACUUUGUGGCCUCCUUAGAUCGAAUAUGUGAAGAGUUGAAACUUGCCCCGGAUGUUGCUGGAGCAACUUUUAUGGCUGCAGGAAGUUCUGCUCCGGAGUUAGCCACUGUUAUAAUUGGAGUUUUCCUCGCGCAAGAUGAUAUCGGAAUAUCUGGAGUGAUAGGGUCAGCAGUUUUCAACAUCAUGUUUGUAAUAUCGGUAUGCGCCCUUUCUACUGGUACAGUUUGCUACUUGAAUUGGUGGCCCCUUGUGAGAGACUGUACCUUCUAUGCCCUUUCCAUAUUGAUAAUGUUCGUGGUGAUUUACGACGAUACUAUAUCUUGGGAUGAGUCAUUAUUUAUGUUAAUAAUGUACGGGGUGUACUGCAUAGCAUUACAUUAUAACCCUCAAAUGGAAAAGUGGGCGCACAGUCUACCGAUUCCAUUUAAGUUACCAACCCCCGAAGAAGGAUCGGGGUUGGUCAAUUACAAAACCAUGGACGACGACAAGAAAAUUCCUAACUACGGAAGUAAUCCGGACCAAAACUACGAUACAACAGUAAAGACUGCCGAACAAGUUACAGAAUUUGAUGGUACACAAGGGCAGGAAUUAAACCAGUUUCAAGAGCAACCCCCACCUGAACAAAUUCCUCCUCCACAACAACUUCAACAACCCGAAAGACAAAACCCUCAAUAUUAUAAGCCCAAAGAUCAUUCGGACUACAUUGAUCCCCUUCAAAGGCCAGAAGAUCCUACGUGGUACGCUCAGACUAAAUGGAUAAUAGUAUAUCCCAUCCAUUACAUGUGCAAAAAAACCAUGCCCGAUUGUAGAACAGAGCAAUACAAAAGUUGGUACCCAUUUACUUUUGUGAUUUCGAUGGUUUGGAUAUCGUUUUAUUCUUAUUUCAUGGUAUGGAUGAUAACCAUAAUUGGAUCAACCCUGGGAAUCCCAGAUACUGUAAUGGGGUUAACAUUUGUUGCAGCUGGGGUCUCUGUACCAGACGCUCUCUCCAGCAUUGCAGUUAUAAAGGAAGGUUAUGGUGACAUGGCAGUAUCAAACGCUGUGGGAUCUAAUGUUUUCGACAUCUUAGUAUGCUUAGGUCUUCCAUGGUUUAUUCAAACGGCUAUUAUCAGCCCGGGGUCGCGAGUGAACGUCAUUAGUAAAGGUCUAAACUACUCUACCUUUUCCCUGCUAUCUACAGUGAUAUUUUUGGUGGUUGCAACCCACUUGAACGGUUGGAAAUUGGAUCGAAAAUAUGGAAUAAUACUAAUGAUUUGGUAUUUGUUGUUUAUAUCGUUUGCAAGUUUAUAUGAACUAAAUGUAUUUGCUUCUUGGAACCCCGAAGCUUGUGAAACAUAUUACUAAUUAAAUAGAAAUGUAAAUAUUAUUACAAAUUUACUUGUAUGGUAAGGGCAACACUAAAAAAAAAAUAAUGAUAUGAAAAUUUUUUAUUAUUUCGCCUACUCUAUAUGUAUAAUUGCAUUAAACUGAUUUUGUUAAUAACAAUUAAUGUUACCCUUACUAUAUUUACGUAUUAUUCAGCUAAAGUUACCAUCUGUAACAACCAAAUGCUCAAGUUGCUUCGGUGUAAAAUUUGUUAAACAUAAAAAGUGUUAGAAAUUAAAAAAAAACUGUAGUUGUAUAAUAUAAAAAUAAUGUCGACCAUCGUAAAAAUUGCUUUACAAGAAAAAAAUUAUAAUUGUUAAAACUAGUUAAAAAAACUGAAUGAUGAAAAUAUUUUGUUGAUAAAAUAUGCGAACCCCUUUUCUUUCAAAAACCAAAUUUUAAAAAUAUAGAUAUUUAAAUAUUUUUCGGUUUCAAUAGUGUUAUUGUAAUAACAACAUUCAGAUUUUACAUGUACCUAAUAAGACUCGGAAAAGUAAGUUUUGCUUUUUUUAGAACUUUGUUUAACGUGUGUUCUUUAAAGUUUCAAAUCCCAAAAAACAUAUGGGAGUUUGAGUAUACAGGGUGUUUUACGACCAAUUUACAUUAGAACAAAACGAUUAUCUACUUAUUUUAGUGUUUCAUAAUUCGUUGAACAAAAUAACAAACAAAAGAAGUCAAUUAAGAAAAAAUCAUUAAAACAACAAUACAAAUUAUAAUGUAAACGUUUUUUGAGCACUCUGUAAUUUUCGUGGCAGUAGAUAAUUAAUUACCACCAGUAUAGCAUGUGGUCGAAAUUCGAACAAUUUAAUUUGUCUACGUAACACAAAUUAAGAAGAAAUUAAUUGUUUUGUGCACAUCUAUGACAUAGCUUAAUUAAGACUAUAAAUGCUGUUUUAAUGAAAAUUUGUCUUAAAACAUCAAACUCUCUCCUCUACAGAUAUUAAAAGUAAAUAGUUUUUUUUAAUAUGCGUUAAGAUUAUUCAUUUGAAUUUAUAAAAAUAAUAGUUACAACUUACAGUUAGUGAAGUAUAAUUAUACAUAUAGUCAAUAGAUGUAAAAUGUGCUUUACCGUCCCAAACAGUAACAUAUAGUAUUCUAUAUGUAUGUAUGGCUUUUGAAAAUCAUUUUCUGUAUCGUAUAAUGCCACAUCGAAUAGGUAAUCAUUAUUUUUUUAAUUACUCACAAAAUUCGUGAAAUCAGAGUUUAUAAGUAUUCUAGAAACUUAAAUUCAAAAUAAACACAACAAGGGCUAACACCAGUUUAGUUUUGAAGAAAAAACUACCCAAUAUUCAUUUCAAUGGCCAAGUUUUAAAAAAUAUACUUAUACGUACUUAAUUUACAAUAUGAACCAAAAUGUUAGUGUAAAAGUACUGAAAUUUUUGCUAGAAUAGAAAUUGUGGUAUUUUCGUAAUAAAAAUAUAAAAGCAAAGUAUUACAUAAUACAUACCUAAUAAUAAUUACUCUAGGUACAUAUUAGAAAUAUACCUAGAUGAAAGCAUAAACCUACGAACUUAUAUAGUUGUACUGGUAUUUAAUUUUGUCCUAAAAUCUAAGACUAAAAUGUAUUCAAGCAUAUAAAAUGUUAUAGUAUUGUAGCAAUGUUAAGCAUAUUAUUUCUAAUGUCAUUAUAAAAUUUACAAGCGCUCUAUUUAUUUAGUAAAAUAAAAUUUUUAUGAGUUGCACCUGCGUUUAAAUUUUAUGAUGGCAUUCAAAAGUUUUGUACUAACACAAAAGAGGACCCACUACUCUUCCCCUUUAUCUAUUCUCUAACUCGAGAUGUUUUAAAUUGUUUGAUUAAAAUUAGGAUUAUGAU